Trifolium pratense (red clover) is the source of this 3716-nucleotide messenger RNA. RefSeq names its product alpha,alpha-trehalose-phosphate synthase [UDP-forming] 6. Gene Ontology annotation, molecular function: catalytic activity. Bases 924 to 3485 code for a protein of 853 amino acids. The record is from RefSeq and is a predicted model, not a curated record. The transcript is spliced from 4 exons. Gene Ontology annotation, biological process: trehalose biosynthetic process. NCBI's taxonomy places the organism in Eukaryota, Viridiplantae, Streptophyta, Magnoliopsida, Fabales, Fabaceae. Gene Ontology annotation, cellular component: cytosol.
AAGAGAUAAGUCUUAAUAUUUUACAAAUGAAGAUAAGAUAUUUUAGGUACUUGUUCAUUAAAAUAAAGAAAAUAACACCUUAAUCCACACUUAUCUGUUGACCUUUUACAAAGCAGAGAGGUGCCAACUGGCAAAGGUGGUGAUGAUGAAGAGAAAGUAUCAUACCACAGUUGCAUGUCGUGUCAGCACAGUGGAGAGAGACAACUUCUGAGGUGCUAGCUAGCUAGCUUUUGUGAUCAGUGGCAAAAGUUACAAAAGAUAAUUCCAAUCUUUUUAUUUUAUUUUUCAUAUUUGUAUUCAUGAAUUUCUACCCCAACCAACCAAUCAAAAUAUCAGAAUUAGAAUUCAAAUCUCAACAAAACAAAACUGGAGGCUAUCUUUGUUCCUGACUCACAACAAAGUUCGGUCCAUUCAUGACAACAAAUCUAUUGUUUGGUUGCUGUUUCUUCUCUUAGCUGUUUUCCUUCUGUAUUACAACAACUAGCUUCCUGUUUUUAUCUUUUCAUUCACUGUUUCCACCCACUUCUCUCUCUCUCUCUCUCUCUCUCUCUCUCUCUCUCUCUCUCUCUCUCUCUCUCUCUCUCUCUCUCUCUCUCUCUCUCUCUAACCUUAUCUACAAUCAACUUUUAACCUUUCUUCUAUUGCUUGUUCUUAUCACAUAUUUCACCAUUUCACUCUCACCUCUUCACAUUUCUUGCUUUGUAAUUUUUUAUUAACCAUAAUAUUUAUCUGACCCAGAACUUAAAAAUUAAUCUUUUUUCAAUUCACACAAUGUUUUUCUAACUUUGGAACUUGUAUGUGAAAUGAGAUGAACGGUGCCGGUUGAAAAGUUGGACUUUUCUGCUAUGAUGGUAUAAUAAAUGUUUCAAAGCAUUGUUUAAAAAGUGUUUGUUGUGUUGGUUUGGAUUUUUUGAGUGAUAAGAAUGGUGUCAAGAUCUUAUUCAAAUCUACUAGAGCUAGCCUCUGGUGAGUCUCCAACGUUUGAAAACAUGAACAGGAGAAUUCCAAGGAUUAUGACUGUUGCUGGUUUGAUAUCUGAUGUUGAUGAUGACCCUUUGGAGAGUGUGUGUUCUGACCCAUCUUCUUCAUCUGUUCAACGAGAAAGGAUCAUAAUAGUAGCAAAUCAGCUUCCUAUAAAAGCUCAAAGGAAGCAAGAUGGUAAUAACAAAAAUAAUUGGUUUUUCAGUUGGGAUGAUAAUUCACUUCUACUUCAACUCAAAGAUGGGUUAGGAGAUGAUGAUAUUGAUGUUAUAUAUGUUGGUUGUCUUAAGGAAGAUGUUCAUCCAAAUGAACAAGAUGAGGUUUCACAGAUACUACUUGAGACCUUUAAAUGUGUCCCAACUUUUCUUCCAGGUGAUCUUUUUACAAGGUAUUAUCAUGGCUUUUGUAAGCAACAGUUAUGGCCACUGUUCCAUUACAUGUUGCCUCUGUCACCAGACCUUGGUGGUAGGUUCAAUAGGUCACUGUGGCAAGCUUAUGUAUCAGUCAAUAAGAUAUUUGCUGAUAGGAUUAUGGAAGUGAUUAACCCUGAAGAUGAUUAUGUUUGGAUACAUGAUUAUCAUCUCAUGGUUUUACCAACUUUCUUGAGAAAAAGGUUUAAUAGAGUGAAACUGGGAUUUUUUCUCCAUAGCCCUUUCCCUUCAUCAGAAAUUUACAAGACAUUGCCUAUUAGGGAGGAGCUUUUGAGAGCCCUUUUGAACUCUGAUUUGAUUGGUUUCCACACUUUUGAUUAUGCAAGACAUUUCCUCUCAUGUUGUAGUAGGAUGCUUGGUCUUAGCUACGAAUCCAAAAGAGGUUAUAUUGGGAUUGAGUAUUAUGGUAGGACCGUGAGUAUCAAAAUUCUUCCAGUUGGCAUACACAUGGGUCAGCUUCAAUCAGUUCUAAGCCUACCAAAGACUGAAGAGAAAGUUGCUGAACUUAUUGAACAGUUUUCUGAUAAAGGAAAGAUAAUGUUACUUGGUGUGGAUGACAUGGAUAUCUUUAAAGGGAUAAAUUUGAAGCUAUUGGCCAUGGAACAGCUUCUUAUUCAGCACCCUGAGUGGCAUGGAAAGGUUGUAUUGGUUCAGAUAGCCAAUCCUGCAAGAGGGAAAGGAAAAGAUGUGAAGGAAGUGCAAUCCGAUACGAAGGCGACAGCGAAGCGGAUUAAUGAUAGAUUUGGUAAACCUGGUUAUGAUCCUGUCAUUCUGAUUGAGGAGCCACUAAGGUUUUAUGAAAAAGUUGCAUACUAUGUUGUAGCUGAAUGUUGUCUAGUGACUGCAGUUAGGGAUGGAAUGAAUCUCAUACCUUAUGAAUAUAUAAUCAGUCGUCAAGGAACUGAAAAAUUGGACAAAGUUUUGGGAAUAGGUUCAUCCCUUAAGAAAAGCAUGUUGGUCGUGUCUGAGUUUAUUGGUUGUUCACCAUCUUUAAGUGGAGCUAUCAGAGUGAAUCCAUGGAAUAUUGAUGCAGUAGCAGAUGCAGUGGACUCAGCUUUGGAAAUGGCUGAUUCAGAGAAACAGCUUAGGCAUGAGAAGCAUUACAAAUAUGUUAGUACUCAUGAUGUUGGUUACUGGGCUCGUAGCUUCUUGCAAGAUUUGGAAAGGACUUGUAGCGAUCAUGUAAGACGAAGGUGGUGGGGAAUUGGUUUCGGAUUAAGUUUUAGAGUUGUAGCACUUGAUCCUAACUUCAAGAAGCUCUCAAUGGAGCACAUUGUUUCUGCUUACAAGCGGACAAAAACUAGGGCUAUCCUUCUAGAUUAUGAUGGUACACUAAUGCCCCAGGCUUCCAUUGAUAAGAGCCCAACCAGUAAUUCCAUUAAAAUGCUUAAUAGUUUGUGUAGAGAUGAGAACAACAUGGUGUUUCUAGUCAGUGCUAAAAGCCGUAAGACGCUUGCUGAAUGGUUUUCUCCUUGUGAAAAUCUAGGAAUUGCCGCCGAGCAUGGUUACUUUUUAAGACUGAAGCGGGAUGCAGAAUGGGAAACAUGUGCUCCUGUAACAGACUCCAGUUGGAAACUAAUUGCUGAGCCUGUGAUGAAGCUUUACACUGAAACAACAGAUGGAUCAACUAUAGAAGAUAAGGAAACGGCACUUGUUUGGUGCUAUGAGGAUGCCGAUCCAGAUUUUGGAUCAUGCCAAGCUAAAGAACUUCUUAAUCAUCUUGAAAGUGUGCUUACAAAUGAACCAGUAACAGUGAAGAGUGGACUGAAUCAUGUGGAGGUUAAACCACAGGGUGUGAACAAAGGGAUUGUGGCUAAACGCCUGCUUUCAGCCAUGCAAGGAAAGGAAAUGUCACCUGAUUUUGUUUUGUGUAUAGGCGACGAUCGAUCUGACGAAGAUAUGUUUGAGGUAAUCACUAGUUCUGGCCCUUCCAUGGCACCCAGGGCUGAAGUAUUUGCAUGCACUGUUGGUCGAAAACCCAGCAAGGCCAAGUAUUAUCUGGAUGAUACUACUGAUAUAGUGAGAAUGGUGCAGGGUUUAGCCUGUGUUUCAGACCAAAUAGUUUUAUGUUAGGCAUGGGAAAGAAAGAUAAUCUUAAAAUGAUGUACUUUCUUCGUCUCAAUGUAGGCUCAGUUGUUCUCUUCAUACAUGAUCUUUUAUUUCCCUGCAUAUUCCAUGUAAAUUAUUAUAGUUAUGUACUUGUCAAAUUUGUCUUUUGGAAAAUUUGUAAAUAUAUUCCUCAUUUUGAACCUUGCUUUGCAUACCUUAAUCCACAUGAUAAUGAUACUGGCUGUUUUGGAUUUA